AUGCCAUCCCUUCAAGAGAGCAAACUCGCCUUCAUCGGCGGAGGCAAUAUGGCCUCUGCCAUUAUUGGUGGCCUCGUGAGCGAGGGUGUCAACAAGCAGAACAUCUACGUCUCAGAGCCCUGGGACGUCAACCGGGAUAAGCUUGCCGCGGUCGGCGUGCGAACGACCACGGUCAACUCCGAGGCGGGCGCAGAUGCGGAUAUUGUCAUUAUCGCUGUCAAGCCCCAGGUCACAAAGGGCGUGUGUGAGGAGCUUGGUGCUUCGUGGACGCAGCGCCAGACACUCCCCGUCGUUGUUAGCAUUGCGGCGGGUAUCACCCUCAACAGUCUACAGGAGUGGUCUCGGACCAGUGAUGGCCGGUCUGCACAUGUCGUCCGCGUGAUGCCCAAUACUCCUGCGUUAGUAGGUGAGGGUGCCUCCGGUGCCUUUGCUAGUGCGGAUGUGACUGCUGCCGAGAAAGAGCUCGUCAACUCUCUGCUGAGCAGUGUUAGCAAAGCCACCGAGUGGGUGGACAAGGAGGAGCUUCUGGAUGUCGUGACUGGUUUGUCUGGCUCCGGCCCUGCUUAUUUCUUUGCCAUGGUAGAGCAUCUGGUUGCCAGUGCCACCUCACUGGGCCUCUCCCAAGAGCAAGCUACUCGUCUAGCAACGCAAACUUGCCUCGGUGCCGGCAAGAUGCUCGUUGAGUCAUCUGACGAGCCUGGCCAGCUGCGCAAGAAUGUCACCAGCCCCAAUGGUACCACGUAUGCCGCCCUCCAGACCUUCGAGGCCCUUGGAUUCAAGGAGACUGUCGACAAGGCUGUCAAGGCUGCUACUUCCCGAGCUGCUGAGCUAGGCAACACACUCGCGAAAUAG
This is a messenger RNA of Penicillium cataractarum, 852 nucleotides long. RefSeq names its product pyrroline-5-carboxylate reductase family protein. NCBI's taxonomy places the organism in Eukaryota, Fungi, Ascomycota, Eurotiomycetes, Eurotiales, Aspergillaceae. Gene Ontology annotation, biological process: L-proline biosynthetic process. Bases 1 to 852 code for a protein of 283 amino acids. The transcript has 2 exons. The record is from RefSeq and is a predicted model, not a curated record. Gene Ontology annotation, molecular function: pyrroline-5-carboxylate reductase activity.